GCGGCGGCGGCGGGUGAUGGGCCCAGGGCCGGGCGGGGCGAAGUGAGGUUGUCGUCAGCUGCAGAGUGCCUGGGCCCAGGCAGGGCAGGGCAAGCCAAGCCAGGCCAGGCCCAGGACCCCCAGGGAGAUUAUGCUGUCUAUUGGGGCCGUGGGGUGGAGCCAGAGUCGGGCAGCGACGGUGUGAGCCGAGGCCGAGCUCGGUGUGUCGGCCGGGCCGAGCGGGGCGGGGAGGGGAGGGGGGGCAAAGGAGAGUGCGGCCGAAAAUGGCGAGGAGCUGCAGCAACUUGACGACGGCGGCGGCGGCUGCAGAGAUCAUCCAGCUCAAUGUAGGCGGCACCAGAUUCAGCACCUCAAGACAAACACUAAUGUGGAUUCCAGACUCCUUUUUCUCUAGCUUGCUGAGUGGGAGAAUCUCAACACUACGGGAUGAAACUGGAGCGAUAUUUAUUGACAGAGAUCCUACAGCGUUUGCACCAAUUCUAAAUUUUCUUCGGACAAAAGAGUUAGAUUUAAGGGGAGUAAACAUCAAUGUUCUGAGGCAUGAAGCUGAAUUUUACGGGAUUACUCCGUUAGUUCGGCGUCUGUUGCUGUGUGAAGAACUUGAGCGGUCAUCAUGUGGCAGUGUUCUCUUCCAUGGCUAUCUGCCACCUCCAGCUAUUCCCAGUAGAAAAGGAAGUAUUGGAGGGCCCGGACCCUCACAGGAAAUUAAAGCUGGACAGAGCACAACAGAGGGUGUGGUUCGUUCAAACAUAGCUCCUUCCGUGUCAGCUGGAGUUAUCUCGACUGAAGGGUCUGCCAGAUUGGGCACAGUAGUGGAUCCCCGGAAAGUUCUGAUAGUAGCUGGUCAUCACAACUGGAUUGUUGUAGCUUAUGCACACUUCGUGGUUUGUUACAGAAUUAAAGAGUCUUCUGGAUGGCAGCAGGUUUUCACGAGUCCAUACUUGGACUGGACGAUAGAACGAGUAGCAGUUAAUGCCAAAGUUGUUGGAGGACCUUUUGGUGAUAAAGACAAGAUGGUAGCUGUGGCAUCUGAGAGUAGCAUAAUCCUGUGGAGCAUUCAGGAUGGAGGCAGUGGCAAUGAAAUAGCAAGGAUUGUAUUUGAAUUCUGCUUCAUCUUGUGCCAGAGAAAUUACUGGCAUGGUGUGUUUAGUCUUGGCGUCCCAGUGGAUGCACUCUUCUUUAUUGGAAAUCAGCUGGUUGCAACCAGUCACACCGGGAAAGUAGGAGUGUGGAAUGCAGUCACCCAACACUGGCAGGUACAGGAGGUCGUUCCUAUCACAAGCUGUGACACAGCGGGGACAUUCCUUCUGCUGGGCUGUAACAAUGGAUCAGUAUAUUACAUAGAUAUGCAGAAAUUCCCAUUAAGGAUGAAGGAUAAUGAUCUUCUGGUGACUGAACUUUAUCAUGAUCCAUCAAACGAUGCCAUCACUGCAUUAAGUGUGUACCUCACUCCAAAAACAAGUGUGAGUGGCAAUUGGAUUGAGAUUGCAUAUGGAACCAGUUCUGGUGCAGUGCGUGUAAUAGUCCAACAUCCUGAAACUGUAGGGUCAGGUCCCCAGCUCUUUCAGACCUUCACAGUUCACCGCAGCCCAGUAACUAAAAUCAUGUUGUCUGAAAAAUAUCUGGUGUCUGUGUGUGCCGAUAAUAAUCAUGUGAGAACUUGGACAGUCACUCGUUUCAGAGGGAUGAUCUCCACACAGCCAGGCUCCACCCCACUGGCCUCUUUCAAAAUACUUUCAUUAGAGGAGACAGAGAGCCAUGGAAGUUAUGCAGCUGGAAAUGACAUAGGACCAUUUGGGGAGAGGGAUGACCAACAGGUUUUCAUCCAGAAAGUUGUUCCAGUCACUAACAAGCUGUUUGUUCGAUUGUCCUCUACAGGGAAAAGGAUUUGUGAGAUCCAGGCAGUAGAUGGCAUGACAAUAACCGCAUUUACUGUGAGGGAAUGUGAAGGUUCUAGUCGGAUGGGUUCUCGACCAAGGAGGUACCUCUUCACAGGUCAUGGAAAUGGAAGCAUUCAGAUGUGGGACCUGACGACUGCCAUGGACAUGGUAAACAAAGGGGAAGAGAGAGAUGUUGGAGGCCCCACUGAAGAAGAGCUGCUGAAGUUGCUGGAUCAGUGUGAUCUGAGCACAUCCCGCUGUGCUACUCCUAACAUCAGUCCAGCUGCCUCUCUAGUACAACAUACCAAACUGCGGGAGUCAAGCUCAAGUCUUCAGCUUCAGGCCACAGAUGCUCUUCAUGAGACUGCAACAUAUGGUUCUGUGAGACCAUAUAGGGAGAGUCCACUGCUAGCAAGAGCAAGGCGGACAGAAAGCUUUCACAGUUACCGAGACUUUCAGCCAUUUACAUUCAGUAAAAAUAUAUUGGAUAAAGGGAACACUGCUUCUGAGACUGAUUCUUCAGCACAGUCAGAAGGUGAGCUAAAAGGAAAGAAACUUGGAGUCAUUGAAUGUAGCAUUAGUGACAGAAGGACCCAGGUGACUGACACUCGAGCAAGCAGGAGUCUGGAUGGGGCACCAGAGGCUCUGAGAGCAAGUGAAAGCAUGGCUGAAUUCAAGAAAAAGGUGCAGGAUGAAGAAACUGAUAAAGUUGAGAACAAGAAGAAAAACAGUUUUGAAGGAGGGUUUUUGAGCAGGAAAAAAAUUGUUGCAGCCCAGCAGUUAGCAUCAUGUCCUCUUGGUCCUGAAACAGGCAGUGAACCACAUGGUGCAGCCUCACAGUCACCAACAAAGGGAGCCACUUCUCCUCGUCACAGGAAGAUUGAGGCUUCGUGUCAGGAUCACAGUUUGUGAGAUAUAAUCACUACAAUAGAAACUUGGAUUUUAGUUGACAAGGACUUAUUAAAAUGCUACAGUAUUCUCAUGCACAUAAGUUGUACACUAAACACAAUUCCAAGUUCAAAGAAUUACUACAAUUUGUUUGUCAGUAUUACUUGUUUUUAAUGUUUUUUUAUUGCAUUAGUUAUAUUAGUGUACACUAAGCACCAGCAUAAGCAUCGUUACAAAAGCUGACACGAGGUGUCCACUCCCAGGUGACUCAGCCUGUUGAAGUUUGUUUUUAUUUGUUAAUUCCUCAAUUGUCUGACUUCCAUCGUAAUACACACUAAUUUUGACAUCAUGUUGGUUCAGCAAAUGUCCAUUCUUACAGGUAUAUUGAAGUGGUACAAAUCCCAUUCUAUUUGUCUUUCUGCAUUCUUUGAUCUGGAUGGCUUCAAAAUGCAUUUAUUUUAAAGGUCAUGUGCAAAAGUUUAAAAAUCUGAAGAGAGGGUGCUAUUGAAGCAAAUAAUAGUAAAUAUUAUGGACAGUAUACUUGCUCUAGAAGAUUCCCAAGUUGAAAAUGCUCCAGACAUGAAUGAGUUAUCUUGCAUAAAAAUAAGAUUACUCAAGUGAAGUAUUUAACACAACAGCAAUAGCAUUGUUUUUAUUAAAUGGACAAUAUUUAAUCAUACUUAGAACAUGCGUGGUACAGGCUGUAAAUUAAUUCAUCAUAAUGCUUAUUUUUAUUUUCACUCCAGUGCACAUAUAUGCUGACUGAAUUAGCAAUUCCACCAAUAGAAUUAAUGUAAAGGCAAUUUGGAUGAUUUUUGGUGGCAGACAAUUCUCUUAAAUAUAACAUUGUAAUGUGUACUGGAAUAAAGCCAGUUUCAGGUCUUAACCAAACAUUUUUUGUUUGAUAACACCAGCAGCAGUAACUAUUCUAAUUUAUUGGGAAAAAAACAGGUCAUUAGUAGAGGCCAUAAUUUUAGUUUGACGCUCUCAGUCAACGUGGUUAGUAUGAGGGUGUUUUUGGUACAUAUCCAAAUGGAGGCCUUUCAUUUCCAUCAUUCAAAUGAAAGCUGAUUUUUCUGCUUCGAAAGAUAAAUUCUAUGCAAUCUGUACAGAGCAUGGAAGGAAAAAGCCCAGCAAAAAGUAAUCUGCACAAGACUGGUGAUAGAGAAACCACAUUUUUGGAUGUAAUACUAUUAGAACAUGCAUGCACAGUCAUUCUGAUGCUUAAAAGUCAAACUUAGACACUUCUUAGCCCUGCUUACAAAAGGCUUUGUGGUGGUGUCUGGUAUUAGUUGAGAUGAAUCAGUUACUGAGUUGAUAAGACCAGAGAACCUAACACACUUUGAAAGCUGGACCAAAUUUGAACCAAUUAUCAAAUGAUGUUUGAGCAACCAACAUAUGAAUGUGUUUAUGUAUGAAACAGAUUUCAGGAAAAUUCCAGACCCGUGAUAGUUUCUUGAUUUCAAAAUGCAAUACUAGCUGACUAACAAUCAGUUUCUGAUGCCAGUGUAUCCUGUUUACUGACUGUUAACAAAAAAUCCAAAAUUACUGGCUUCAUGUAAAUAACAUUAUUUUUGUUUGCUUGAAGAUGGGUUGAGAUCUGGUAAACGGACAAUAACAGUCCAUGUAAAAACUGAAAAUCUCGUACAUCACCUGAGCUGAACCUGGAGGCUUGAGUGUUUUAGUACAGUACUGCAUAGUACUCUUGAUAGCAGAGUUCUAAUUCUCUACUAUUCCAGUAAACAGCCAAAGUCCCAGUAUGGAAGCUGAUAAUUUUUAUCUUAUCAAAGCUUGCAUUGACAAUGAUUUUGACCCACUUCAAACCUCUUUGGACAAGUUCUGCCUCUUUGAAUGCCCUUAUUUUCAAGUUAUAUCAACAUCCUGCUUAUUUUGUAAGAUCACAACCAAAGUGGGAAUUGCAUUUCUCAAGUGGGUAUGGUAUCUACAUUAGAAAAUACCAGAAGAAAUGAUUUCUGGUAACCAAAAGUUUCUAAGUGUGUGAUUUAGUUCUUCAGAUUUGGACUAAGAACUUCCAAGGGCUUGUUUGAAACUUUCAGGUGUCUGCACUGCUAUGGAUUGUUCUACCACACCAAUGACUGACUAAAUCAGCGCUUUUCAAAAAGCAGUUUGCACAGCUCUGCAGCAAAGAACUUAAUUCAUGUAAAAUUGCCUAACUACAGAAUUUUGUAACUGUUGCACACCAUAUACUGUUUCAUAGUAAUGGAUUUAAAUGAUAAAUUAAAAAAAGAGCUCGCUAAACAA
This is a messenger RNA of Carcharodon carcharias (great white shark), 5030 nucleotides long. It is a transcript of the gene kctd3, whose product is annotated as potassium channel tetramerization domain containing 3. The transcript has 19 exons. NCBI's taxonomy places the organism in Eukaryota, Metazoa, Chordata, Chondrichthyes, Lamniformes, Lamnidae. The record is from RefSeq and is a predicted model, not a curated record. The coding region runs from base 264 to 2792 and encodes 842 amino acids. Gene Ontology annotation, molecular function: protein binding. Gene Ontology annotation, biological process: protein homooligomerization.